AUGUAUCCAUUUAGCAAUCAUAGAUUACGAACGCGAGAAUCCGACUCGAUUAUUGUCAUAAGAUUUGUCCUGCGAGAUCUUGAUCGCCAACUUGAACAAUUACAAAAAAUACAAGCUGGCUCAGUAUCAUUCAACAAUUUCUCAUCGAUAGCUGAUAAUCGCGACGUGACAAGCGCAUUUGCUGAAAGUAUUAUGACUGGUAGUAACAUCUAUGGAAUUGUAUUCGAAUUAACGAUUGACACAUCGAAAAGAACAGUUUCAUUUGCGAAUGUGAAACUUCUGAGUAAUUUCAGCGACGAGAACGAAAUCUUAUUUUCAAUACCUCUCAAUCGUCACUUGUUGGCUAUCUUUCAUCUCAGAACAGGCCGAACACCUCUGAACACGAGCAAAUUCUCCAAAGCAUUUUCAUCAUAUGAAGAAGCAUUGAAGCUUCUACAAAAUCUACUUCUGUCAAAUCAUCCAGAUUUAGCUCUUUCACAUUUGAUUUUAGGCACGCCUUCCCGAACUGCUAGUAAAUUUUCCGAACCACUUACAUUCUGCGAAAAAGGCCUAGAAAUACUCUUGAAAAUUCAUCUUGGCAACCAUCUGAAUGUAGCAGUCGUAUACGACCAUUUUGGAUCAUAUUAUACAGCAAUCAAAGACUAUUCCGAAGCAUGUUUGUCUUAUGAAAAGUGUCUUGAAAUCUAUGAAACGACACAAUACCCAAAUUAUUCAACGUUAGGCGCUGCUUACAAUAACAUUGGUAUGAUGUAUUGUUCCAUGAAGCAGUAUUCGACCGCAUUUGGUUAUUAUUUUACAUCACUUCAAGUAAAUGCACAAACACAUCCGGUCAAUUAG
Molecule: messenger RNA, 837 nt
Organism: Adineta ricciae
Lineage: Eukaryota; Metazoa; Rotifera; Eurotatoria; Adinetida; Adinetidae
Source: the annotation of a GenBank genome assembly